Sorex araneus (European shrew) is the source of this 9369-nucleotide messenger RNA. It is a transcript of the gene AKAP10, whose product is annotated as A-kinase anchoring protein 10. Gene Ontology annotation, cellular component: plasma membrane. Bases 186 to 2171 code for a protein of 661 amino acids. Gene Ontology annotation, molecular function: protein kinase A binding. Gene Ontology annotation, biological process: intracellular protein localization. NCBI's taxonomy places the organism in Eukaryota, Metazoa, Chordata, Mammalia, Eulipotyphla, Soricidae. The transcript is spliced from 15 exons. The record is from RefSeq and is a predicted model, not a curated record.
CGGCCUCCCGUGAAGCCUCGCGCGGGGAAGGACCGGAACUCCGGCCCGGCGGCUUGUUGAGAAUAUGGCGGCAGGCGCUGCUGGGGCGUCGGGACGCUGCCGCGGGGCUCUCAGCCGGAGGAAGGGGCGCUCUCCGGGCUAGUGCGGAGGCCGCUGUGCUCCCGGGAGUCCGGGCCGGUUGCUGGAUGAGGGGAGCCGGGCCCUCCCCGCGCCAGUCCCCCCGCGCCCUCCGGCCCGACCCGGGCCCCGCCAUGUCCUUCUUCCGGCGGAAAGUGAAAGGCAAAGAACAAGAGAAGACCUCAGAUGUUACGUCACCUAAAGCCUCUGUAGCCGUACUUUCCCCACAAAAAAGCACGAAAAAUCAUGCCUUGCUGGAGGCUGCGGGACCAAGUCAUGUUGCAAUCAAUGCCAUUUCUGCCAACAUGGAUUCCUUUUCAAGUAGCAGGACAGCAACGCUUAAGAAGCAACCAAGCCACAUGGAGGCUGCUCAUUUUGGUGACCUGGGCAGAUCUUGUCUGGACUACCAGACACAAGAGACCAAAUCAAGUCUUUCAAAGACUCUUGAGCAAGUGUUACAUGACACUGUUGUUCUCCCUUAUUUCAUUCAAUUCAUGGAACAUCGGAGAAUGGAGCAUAUGGUUAAAUUUUGGUUAGAAGCUGAAAGUUUCCACACUACAACUUGGUCCCGAAUAAGAGCAUACAGUCUGAACACAGUGAAGCAGAGCUCUUUGGCUGAGCCUGUGUCUCCAUCUCUGAAGCAUGAAACUGCACUAACUUUUGCAACGGAGUCUCUUGGCAGGAGAUUGGAGGACUCUAGCUCAGCGCAGUUGCUGAUAACACAGUCAGAAGAAACUGACCUGAGUAGUAGAACUAGCAACGCCCAGAAUCACUUACUUUCCCACGAAUGGGAUAGUACACAUUCUCUCCAUCUUGAAAUGUCCAGAACAGUAACUGAUCAAGUUUCCAUUGAAACCCAAGAACCCUCCUCUAGACUUGCAGUAGCCAGUAGGAAUAGUCCUUGUUCGCCACUAAAGGAAUUAUCAGGAAAAUUAAUGAAAAGUAUAGAGCAAGAUGCAGUGAAUACUUUUACCAAAUAUAUAUCUCCAGAUGCUGCUAAACCAAUACCAAUUACUGAAGAAAUGAGAAAUGAUAUUAUAGCAAAGAUUUGUGGGGAAGAUGGACAGGUGGACCCCAAUUGUUUUGUUUUGGCACAGUCUGUUGUCUUUAGUGCAAUGGAACAAGAGCACUUUAGUGAGUUUCUGCGAAGUCAUCAUUUCAGUAAAUACCAGAUUGAAGUGCUGACCAGUGGAACUGUUUACCUGGCUGACAUUCUCUUCUGUGAGUCAGCCCUCUUUUAUUUCUCUGAGUACAUGGAAAAAGAGGAUGCAGUGAAUAUCUUACAGUUCUGGUUGGCAGCAGAUAACUUCCAGUCUCAGCUUGCUGCGAAAAAGGGCCAGUAUGAUGGGCAGGAAGCACAGAAUGAUGCCAUGAUUUUAUAUGACAAGUACUUCUCCCUCCAAGCCACACAUCCUCUUGGGUUUGAUGAUGUCGUUCGGUUAGAAAUCGAAUCCAACAUUUGCAGGGAAGGUGGGCCACUCCCUAACUGUUUCACAACUCCUUUACGUCAGGCUUGGACAACCAUGGAAAAGGUCUUUUUACCUGGCUUUUUGUCCAGCAACCUUUAUUAUAAAUACUUGAAUGAUCUCAUUCAUUCUGUCCGAGGAGAUGAGUUUCUGGGAGGAAAUGUGUCCAUGACUGCCCAUGGUCCUGCGGGCCCCCAUGAUAAUGUCCAGUCUGGUGGUUCCGACAGCUCAUCUUCUCAGUCCAGCAUGAAGAAAGCCAGUGUUAAAAUUCUGAAAAAUUUUGAUGAAGCGAUAAUUGUGGAUGCUGCGAGUCUGGAUCCCGAGUCUUUGUACCAGCGGACAUAUGCAGGGAAGAUGACCUUUGGAAGAGUCAGUGAUUUAGGCCAAUUCAUUCGAGAAUCUGAGCCUGAACCUGAUGUGAAGAAAUCAAAAGGAUCCAUGUUCUCACAAGCUAUGAAGAAAUGGGUACAAGGAAAUACCGAUGAGACCCAAGAAGAACUAGCUUGGAAGAUUGCUAAGAUGAUCGUCAGUGACGUCAUGCAGCAGGCGCAGUGUGACCAGCCAUUAGAGAAGUCAACAAAGCUUUGACUCAAGAUCUGCCAUAAAGGAAAUCUGCCUUCAAAAAUAAGAGAACUUUUUCCCUUUGGUUGGAAACUUCAGCGCAGUCCUGACAAGCACUGACACCCUUUCACUGCUCUCUCACUGCUGGGCGGACAAUCCAGGCUUCAGAGCGGAAUGACGUGUAGGCGUGACUGUUCACAAUGUUCACACAGGGGCAGUCAUGCAGAGACCAAGUAGUAUUGUUUACAUUACUAGAGAAUUAAUCGUUUUCCAGUGGCAAUAACUCGUUUGUGAGAGCGUUUUAGUCCCCUAGAAUGGACAGGGACCACAAACUGUGGGAGGCAGAUGACAGAGGGUUGGUAUUUGGUGCACACCUGUGGCGGGAGCCACCCUAGCAGCAGCAGGAAGAGGCACCAGAGGUGCUCGCUCUGGCCUCCUGAGACGGAGUCAGGAGGGGGAGUCUGAGCGCCAGCAGCUGGGCAUGGCGGUGUGGUGCUAGCUGGUGUUUUUUUUCCAGCUGGGUAAAGGCUCCUUGCAGUCCGCCUUCAUGGAGGCAUUCAUUUGGAAGGAAGCUGACAGAUGAGUGUCAUGAUACUGUCCUUCCCUUUGGUGACAGGAUACGGUUUUCACAUUUUGAUUGCUCCUGAGGUGCAGUCUGCUUGAACUAGGUCUCCCUUGCAAACAAAAAGAUGCCUCUACUCGACUUUGAGCAUUAAGACUAACUCUUCUGGAAUGCUGCACUCCAGAUAGCUAAUUUUUCCUUCAGAAAGCGUUUGGAAAGGAAUUAAAUGCUAACGUCACUCCAGUUUCUUCCUGUGGUACACUGAGUAAAAUGUCUAUUUCCAGGUUGUGCUUUCUUUUUUAAAGGUGGGUGAAUAGGGGUGGGGGGGAGGGAAGAUUUCAGCUUUGGCCCCCUCCCCUUUCUUUUCUUUGAGCUGGGAAGUGUGCAGCGACAGCCCUUCAUCCUUCUAUCCUGGGAACAGUAGGAGACGCCCUCACUGUCCUCUGAACCUUGCAGCCAUCAGCGGCUACCUUGGCAGGCACACUUCCCUGGCUAAGCAGUGCCAAGGCCUUCUCAUCUCAUGUGACAGAGGGGAAAGAGCAUUCAUUCUUUUAGGUGUUAAUGCUUUUGCUCAGACUUCGCAAAAAACACAAAAAAUUAUAUGAAUAUAUAUGAUUACUAAUCACCUCUGUACUUGAGAAAGUCUUGAAUGAAUAGAAAAUUUAUUUCAUUGCAAUAUUUGAUUGUUUAGAGGCACACUGUUUCAUCAACAGAAGCAACAAGUCUAUGUGUAAGUUUUUGGUACUAUGUACCACCUCUGUUAUUCUAAAGCAAAGUAUUCAUGUACUUAAACCAUAUUCUAUUUAAUUGUGUUUGAUUUUAAAAUAUAUAUAUGAAUUAUAUUUAAAAUUGUGUCAACUUUCUACUUUCAGGGCAUUUAUGGCUCUCCUAUUUAUUUGAAAUGUGUUGAUUCUUCCCGAUAUUUCACUUGUUUUACAAACACCCAAACCAUGAGCCAUUACUAGAUUUACCUUUGUGUUUGGAGUGUACAGCAUAGAGCUGAAAUUUACUUAGGUGUACUUGAUGUGAGUAACUAAUUUUGUUCUUUUCCAUCAGCCUCAUUUUGCUGCAGUCUUUAACAAAAAGCAGUAAUAAGGUUAUAGAAUAAAGUAUAGUUUGGGGUAAUCUUCCCACCUUUGCAUGUUUUGGAGUAACAGUAUCUGUGAGACUGUAGGCUAUUUAAUCCAGUGCUUUCAUUUAAGAUAAUGUGUAGUCAUUUCUUUGUAGACAUUUUGUGCUGCUAAGAUGGAGCUUUCAGUAGUUGUAAGAUGAAAAAAAAAAUAACAAGCUUGAGAUUUCAGUUCUCUCCCUCAUCUGCAAUGGAACACAGCAGCACUGUAGUCUGAAUUUUUGUUAAGGUUUAAUAUUUGAUUUAAAGUAAAUCCUUUGCUUAUUUUAAAAUUAGAACUAGAUUCAUCUGAUAUCAAACUCUGACUCUGUGUUUCCGGUGCCAUACCUGUACCCACAAAAUAGAAUUCUUUGUCAAGGUGUUUAUAGAUUUAAAGAUUUAGUUGAACCUCCAUCUUUUUCCUGUUGUUGACAUCAAUUCAGUUAUUCAAAAAGAUCAUUCUAGAUAUGAAUCACAUAUGCCUUGCAUGUGCAAGAUCCUGAAUUUGACCCUAGCACCUCUUAGCCUCCCAGUGUUGCUCAUUGUAGCUCCAGUGGUCCUAGAACUUCUAACUCCUAAGACCAAACUUCCCUUUGGUCCCACCACAAUCCCCAAAAAAGAGAAAGUGAGAAAAUAAUACCUUUUGUAAUAUUAAAGAUGUGUUCAUCACUUCUUAUUAAAAAGGAAAUGUCAACCAAGUCCAGUGAAGAGCGGUACAGUCAGGAACAGAUUUUUAUAACCUUUUCUACUAGGGUUUCAGUGUUCUGUAAACCUGUAUGAAAUGUAAGAAAUUUUUAAUACUGGAACUGUGACUCGUUAAGCGACAUUUUUUGGAAGUGGAAGGUUACUCAAUUGCAGCAAAUGACAAACUUGAUUAUUUUUUUAUAAGUACUUGUAGCAAAGCACAUGGUGACACUGUUGGGAAGUGGGCCCUGCCUGCCACACACAGCGGCUGCUCUGACACCUCUUGUAGUGACACCUCUUGUAGUAUCGAGUGGGCAUCAGAUUGGCCCCAAUGAGGGCUUCUGCUCCUUUCCUUCCCCCACCUCAUCUAAAUGGGCCAAAGAAAACAUUUUAUGUUUAUGAUUUUGGCGGGGCAACCAAAGAGUGAAUUUUAUAGGGGGAGGAAGAAUGCUGGGGUGAUGUGUUUGGAUGGGACACUUAGAAAGUCAGGACUAUGAGUGUUGCACAAACAGAGACGUUUCUAAGUAGAAAUACAGACAUAAGCAAGGACUUAUGGGACAACCAAGGACUUGCUUCUGAUUCUAGACCCGCAGCCUCUUUGUGGACUCCAGAUCCCUCAGGUGUCCUUAUAAUGCAUUUGGGCUUUUUUAUAAAACCAGACUAAAGUGAGUUUUAUUUAACAAAAGGCACCUGACUUUAAUACUACCAAAAUGCUCUGAUUUCCAAUGAUUUUGUACAUUUGGUGUGAUUUCCAAGUACCACUGAAUUCUGGAGAAUAUUUCAUCAAAUCUUCAUUGGUUACUUGUAUAUUUUCUCCAAAGUGGAAUACUAAACAAUGGAGUCAAAGAUACUCCCUUAUUUUUACAGUGAGGACUUACUGUGACCCAGGAAAAAGGUCUUUGACCUGUUGUGAGCUCCUUACCAAUAGGACUGCUGGCAUUUUGCACCAUGGCCUUUUCAUGCUUCCCAACAUUGUUGUGAAGAAUAAGCACUCUCCCGCUUUUAUAUUUCUGUUAGUAACUGAUGCAAACUUAAGAUAACGGACAGCAGUAAUCACUACAAAAUUUAUCAGUGAUCACCUAGCUACAGCCAUAACUCUUGAAAGAUUCAACUUAGGAUGCUUGCACUAACAAUUCCCCUCUGUGACCUUCUACAAACAAAUACUCUGAGCACUGAGGUGGGCUUUUCUUCUGGGGCAGGACUAGGAAUAGGUUGGAGGAGAACGUAUGGAAGUACGGGUUUUGAACAGGUAGAAAUAAUUACAAAGGACAUUUAAGGGACCCUGUGUGUGAGGGAAGGCAUUCAUGUUCAGGGAAAGAAAAGCCCAUCAGCUUGCUCUGCACAUGGUGUGGUGACUAUUUCUGCCUAGUGGUUCUAUUUAGUCUGUUCCCAUCAGACCUCUGCCGUGGCACGGAGGGUGUCAGGACCACUGCAGUAAUGAAGCCCCUGCCCUAAUGGGAGUGGUUGCCCCCCAUCUCCUCCAGAACUGCUCCUGAGUGGGACCUGUGUCGCACUCGAGGAACACAGGCUGGGACAGCUGGGCUUUUGACCCUGGGUGGGUCGUGAAGGUUUGGCACCGAGAAAAUGGCUCUAGCUUGAAAGGAACUGUGAUUCGUCAAGGAAGCAGUGAGAGAUGAUAAGAUAACUUAUUACCCUCCUUCAGAUAUCCAGGUCUCUCAGAUAUGCCAAGACUCCCGUCUCACUGCUGAUCUCUGUGUACCUCAGCGUAGGAAUCCCAUGUGCUGUGCAGACGGUGGAAAACUCUCCUUUUAGUACUUGAGCAUAGCUGGCAGCCUUCCAUGCCCCCAGCUCUUGGUGAACAAACAGCAAGCUUCUGAUGAUAAGCUUUUUAGUUUAGCAAAUAUCCCCCUGUUCAGAAGGAUGUGAAGGAUCAUAAAGUGCCAGGCACUGUUUAUAUGCAGGGCCACAGGAAGGAAUACAACAAAUUUCCAGCCAGUUGGAAUUUCUAGUCUGCUGAAGAGGAGAUAGAAUUGGAAGUCCUGUCUAAAAUGUGUGCUCAUAUUUUUAACUCCAGAACCCAUUUCCUCCUGGAUCAUGCUUGCCAUCCCCAGAGGAAGCUAUAACUGGGGCUUAGAGGUAGAAAAGAGGGGCCUGAGAAAGAAUCACCCUUUGCCUUCGCCGUUUUGCCUGCACAGCCACUGGUCCUUCAGGGACUGUGCCUUUCCGUUCCCUCCCAAGGUUAGGCUCACUCAGCGGGGUGCUCCUGGUGACGAGUGGUGUGCACCGCAAUCUCUGCAGCCCACAAGACACGUCUCUGAGUCUAACAGAACUCAGAAGAGAGUAAUCACAGCACUCUAGGAAGCAGUGGUUAAUUUCCCAUGGAGCUUUACGAUGUGAAAUUUGAGUAACUAGAAGCAAAAAAUAAAUGUUAGCUGAAUGUAUAUUAAGAUGCAUGCCUUGUACAGUGUGCGCCAUCGCGCUGACCUCACGAGACAGGCAGUUUCCGAGGCCCCUUUGGGGCCAGGAGCCAACAGCCUGAGUACCUCUGUGCCAGGCUGAACCCCAGUUCCUCCUUACGAUUGUCUUAGACAGUAAGGACCCCUUAUUCUAAGUGAAACAAGUCGAAGCGAUAAAGGAGCUUCUGCAAGACCUCACAGCCAGGAAUCAAAUGAAUCAAAUGCAGGCAGUGAAGCUAUUGCCCCACACUUGGACUCCUUUUCCUCUGCAGCUUAUCGGUACUCAGGGCGGUCGAGCAGGUGUCAGAGAGACACAAGGAAAGCCGGAAGGGUUGUGACUUUAGAACUGAAAGCAUUCCUUCUGUUACCUGAAAGCGGGGGUUAUUGAGCUGUCACAUGCCUCAGCAGCUCCUGGAAACCUGUUAAAACAGAUCACAGGGCCUGCCCCCCAGAGUUUUCAGUAGGUGUUAGGAAAUGGAGUCUUUUGCAUUUUGAACAGAUUCCCAGAUGUUGCUGCUCGUCAGAUCCCUCAAGAAUCUGCUUUUAAAAAUCUUUCCUUUUGGGGCUGGAGUGAUAGCACAGUGGGUAGGGCGUUUGCCUUGCACACGGCCGACCCGGGUUCGAUUCCCAGCAUCCCAUAUGGUCCCCUGAGCACCGCCAGGGGUAAUUCCUGAGUGCAGAGCCAGGAGUAACCCCUGUGCAUUGCCAGGUGUGACCCAAAAAGCAAAAAAAAAAAAAUUUUACGGGGAGUUCCCGGGUAUCACAGAAGUGUCACUAAAGAUCCCUGUUCACAAGUCACGCACAGGGGCCUGUAAUAGUAUUUCGAUGUCUCUCAAGGUCAAAGACAUUUCAGAAACUACCCCACUUUCUCCAUCACUGGAAGACUAUAUAGACCUGAGACCUUCAAGGUACUGCCCUGCCCCCUGCUUCGCUAAAGUUCAAGAAAGCCACUGGAGGGGCUGGAGCGAUAGCACAGCGGGUAGGGCGUUUGCCUUGCACGCGGCCGACCCGGGUUCGAUUCCCAGCAUCCCAUAUGGUCCUCUGAGCACUGCCAGGGGUAAUUCCUGAGUGCAGAGCCAGGAAUAACCCCUGUGCAUUGCCAGGUGUGACCCAAAAAGCAAAAAAAAAAAAAAGAAAGCCACUGGCCAGUCUCAGCCUUAUCUAGUUCUCCAGCCCCAGUGCUGCUGACAUUCUUCCUCCACAGCCUAAAUUUUAGAUGGUUGGCAUCACACCCAUUGAAACCUUUUGCACAAAUUUAUGUCUAAUUGUGUCCCCCUCAGAACACACCCCACACACACACUUUAUACCAACUAACUUCUUUUUUUUUUUUUUUAAUUUAUUGCCAACUAACUUCUGAACUCUUCACCAUGGCUUCCAAGUCCACCUCCUCUGCACACUGGUACCUCAUUUCCUUCCUUGUCCUCCUUGUUUUCCUUCUCCCUUCUGUUAAAUGCCUGUUGUGGUUGCUGAGAAAGCAGCUUUCUCAGGACAUGCCUUUCCUCCUUCCUGUUUGGAAACUGACAGUUCUUGUAAUGAGUUGGGGGGCUUGCUGCUCACCCUCUUUUGUGAUUCAUAGAUCUGGUCAUCAUGUACCUUUCCCCUCAAAAUACCAGUUUCGAAGUUCUGACCUGUGCAGGCUGUCCCGUCCCCUUGCCCCAUAGCUAACCAGGAUCCUGUGUCCGUGUUGACCACGGCAGCCACUAGAUCAGCCCUGCCUCCAUUCCUUCCCGCCCUCCAUUGUCACACGGAGGCUCUCUCUGCUUUCCAUCCUCCCGUUUCCACCCAAAAAAAACACUGUCCAUGUGACAAUUCACCCACCCACACAAAGGCCGGCCUCUUUGGCCUUCCUCAUCCAGGAAUGAUGUUUUACUCUGCAGUUGCACCUCUUAGCCAGACUCAUCUCCUGCAGCUGCUCUACCUCUGGUUCCUGCUGACGUUUUAGCGCACAACCACCACAAAGAACGCAAGUCAUGUUCACUUCCCGAUUUCCUCCUAUUGGGAUGGGUUAACAAGGGGAGGGAAGAAACUUGGUGAUAAGUCCAGGAGAUAAUCGCCUCACUAUCAGAGUUCUUAUAAACCAGCCAUUCAAAGAGCAAUUUUAAAAGCAAUAAUUUUGUUGUAAGGAUUAUAAAUGCACUAACAUCAUAAGUUAGGAAUAUGACUUAAUCACUGUCCAAAAAGUGACUUCUACCAAACUUAGAGUGACAGUGUGUGUGCAGUGUCAGAGAAAUAUUUUUUAAAUGUAUCUCAAACAACUUAGCUUCAAAUGGAGAUAGACUUCAAGAAACUAUGGCACAUAAAAUAAAGAUGUGGAUGUCCAAGAUGCACACAGAGUUUGAAAAAUAUGUACUUGAAAUGUGAGAAUAGGGCUAAAGCAAUAUUCUGUACCUAUGGCUGUAUAUAAUGUUAUUUUAAAUAUGCAUGUGUAACUAAAUAAAUAAGAUUAUAAUUAGA